Molecule: messenger RNA, 2122 nt
Organism: Coniophora puteana RWD-64-598 SS2
Lineage: Eukaryota; Fungi; Basidiomycota; Agaricomycetes; Boletales; Coniophoraceae
Product: NAD(P)-binding protein
Exons: 4
Coding region: 1162-2031 (289 amino acids)
Source: RefSeq, a predicted model, not a curated record
CGCUUUCGACCUCUACCUCUGGUUCGAACUCAACGUCGCCAAUCCCAACAUGGCACCUCCCCAUCCCACACACCUACAACAUGUACGAGAUCCCCACCGCCUCCACCGAACGCGCGCGUGUCGCCUCUUCAUUGACAUCUCUCGCCGACUCGGACUUAGUGGGCAAGCACCUGCUCAAGGGUCUCGCGCUCACAACGGGCUCCGCGCUCGGCUUCGACCCGCCGACGCGCGCCGAGUGUCUCGCGAGCUACAUGAAGUCGAACCGUGUCGGGCUAACAGAGGGUGCGCGAGCGUGGAGUAAGCACGCGGCGAGGUCUGGGUCUGGGUCUGGCGCUGAGGGCGCUGACUCUGCCCAAUCCGCUGAAGCGGGCGCUUCCGGGAUGUCGUCCGCGUUGGCUCAGUCUCCACUUCUGGGCGGGGAUGCUCAUCCCGAGUCGAACCCUUCCUCACCAUCACCAUCAACACCUUCAUUGCACGAAGAAGAGCCACUUGUUGAACCCACAAAUCCCAAGAAACAGAAUAAACCCAAAGAAGCCCCGUCCAGCGACAGCGGCGGAUGGUGGGGCAGACCCUCGGGCCCCGUCGCGGGCAUCAACGCGCGCGCGCUGCAGCUAUUCGAGCGCGUGUUCGACGGCGCGACUUGGCGCAAUCUGCACUGGCUGCCGCACCAGGUGCUCGCGUACGAGGUGCGCAUGCCCGAGGGAUAUGGGAUGCGGUGGUCGCAGGAUUUGAAGGGGGUUGAGUUGGAGGAUCAUAGGAUGGCUUUGAGAGGAGCUGCUGGGGAAGAGAGAGAGGGGAAGAUGGAGGGCGCAGGAGGGGGGAACACGGUGGAGGAGGAUGUAAGAGGAGAGGAGGCGCAGGAGAGACAGUCAAGGUCGUGGGUCUUCCGAGGGUUUCUCGAGCCGAUGAUGGAGAAUGGGCACGAGCUGGGGUGGAGGCAUUGAUCCUUGAUUUUAGCUCUAAUAGGUGCAUGCGCCCAACUCAAGUGGUCUACGAUGCGCUGGCCUUGUCGCUGACCCGGUGACCAGUCCGCUACCUUGCGUCAUUCCGCUGGUGCCCCACGAAAUCCUGGGAGGACUGAAAUAACUCAGAUUGGUACGAUCGGUCCGCCACGCUUCCCUUAUCUCUCCCCCGACGCUCGAUACCUAAGCAUCGUCGAUCAUGGCAUCCCCCACCAGCUCUCGCGUAUGGUUCAUAACUGGCUCCUCCUCCGGCUUCGGCUUCGAGCUCACCCAGCUCCUCCUCGCGCAAGGCGACAUCGUCAUCGCCACAUUGCGAAAGCCCUCAGCCCUCGACACUCUCGCCGCGUCCUAUCCACCCUCGCAGCUGCUCGUUCUCCAGCUGGACGUCACAUCCGCCCCCGCCGUGCGCGCUGCGUUCGCACGCGCUAUCGACGCGUUUGGGCGCAUCGAUAUAGUGUUCAACAAUGCGGGGCAGAACUGUCUCGGCGAGGUCGAGGCCGUGGACGAGGAGAGCGCGCGGAGGCUGUUGGACGUGAACUUUUGGGGUGCGACGCAUGUUACGCAGGAGGCGGUGAGGGUUUUCCGGGAGGUGAACAGGCCGCAGGGUGGACGGCUGUUGCAGGUGUCGUCGAGGUUGGGCUUGGUCGGCGGACCGGCGAGCGGGUUUUAUUCAGCUUCUAAAUUCGCGCUUGAAGGCCUCACCGAGUCGCUCUACAAAGAGCUCAACCCCGCGUGGAACAUCAAAGUCUCCCUCAUUGAACCUGGGCCAUUCCGCACAAACCUCACCGGCGGCGGCGGCAACGUACAUAUCGUCCCCCCGCACCCGGCGUACGAAGACCCGUCUCUGCCCUCUGCGCAGUUCAGAGCGUUCAUCACGUCGGGCGCGGUGGAUGGGGACGCGGUGAAGGCGGUGAAGGUGGUGGAGCGGUUCUCGAGGCUCGAGAAUCCACCGUUCAGGCUGCCGCUGCAUAAGCGCGUGAUUGCGAGUCUGAGGGAUAAAAUUGGGGAGCUGAGUCGGACCGUGGAGGAGAUGGAGGCGUGGUCGGAGGAUUUGUAUUUCGAGGAGUAGGUGGUUGAGAUAAAUACUGUAUGGCUGUGACGAUCUUUGGAUCGUUGUACGCUAUUGCAAUUACUUUGCGUGGUGCAAGCGAGUCAUUUCC